CUUCCUCAGAUCCAUUCUCUGCGCUGCCAGCUCAGGACACUGGUGAAGGAGCAGUGAGGAACCUGCAGAGUCACACAGUUGGGCUCUGCCUGCCCGCGCCCCCUGUAGCUGACCAAGCCAGCUGUGGGCCUGGAACAGAUCCGUGGGCUGCAGACCCCAGCCCCAGUGCCUAUCCCCCUGCAGCCCUGCUACUCGAACUGUGACAUGGAGAGAGUGACCCUGGCCCUUCUCCUACUGGCAGGCCUGACUGCCUUGGAAGCCAAUGACCCAUUUGCCAAUGAAGUCGAUCCCUUCUACUAUGACUGGAAAAACCUGCAGCUGAGUGGACUGAUCUGCGGAGGACUCCUGGCCAUUGCUGGGAUCGUGAUGGUUCUGAGUAGCAAAUGCAAAUGCAAGAGCAGCCAGAAGCAGCACAGUCUCGUACUUGAGAAAACCAUCCCACUCAUCACUCCAGGCUCUGCCACUACCUGCUGAGCACAAGACCAGCCUCCAGGGACGGCCUGAAGCCUAACACUGGCCCCCAGAGCCUCCUCCCCUGGGAGGACUUAUCCUCAAGGAAGGACAUCUCUCCAAGGGCAGGCUGUUAGGCCCCUUUCCAAUCAGGAGGCUUUUUGUCUGAAUUAAACUCGCCCCACCACCCC
Molecule: messenger RNA, 641 nt
Organism: Piliocolobus tephrosceles (Ugandan red Colobus)
Lineage: Eukaryota; Metazoa; Chordata; Mammalia; Primates; Cercopithecidae
Gene: FXYD4
Product: FXYD domain containing ion transport regulator 4
Exons: 9
Coding region: 205-474 (89 amino acids)
Biological process (GO): potassium ion transmembrane transport; regulation of sodium ion transmembrane transporter activity
Cellular component (GO): membrane
Molecular function (GO): sodium channel regulator activity
Source: RefSeq, a predicted model, not a curated record